This is a messenger RNA of Diaporthe batatas, 1502 nucleotides long. RefSeq lists its product as uncharacterized. Lineage: Eukaryota; Fungi; Ascomycota; Sordariomycetes; Diaporthales; Diaporthaceae. The record is from RefSeq and is a predicted model, not a curated record. The transcript is spliced from 4 exons. Bases 170 to 1357 code for a protein of 395 amino acids.
UUGCAGGCAUCCCAGAAAAGUCCAAAUCGGCCCCUCGGGUGCGAUUGACCUUUUUGGUGGCUUGCCUCCUUGUGCCCUUGGUGCUAAUACAUGAUCACAAGCUGCGCCACCGUCGAUGGCAUGGCGAUGUCUCUCUGCCUGAACUGCACAAUCCCUCAGACCAACCAAGAUGUCUGCGACGACUUUGACCGAUCUCGACGGCCCCGCGAUCGAGCCGCCUGACGGGGUUACUCCCAACUUUGAGAUUCAGAAUCGGCAUCAUGCCGUGGGGUACUUUGUCCUGAUAUUUUGUGCAAUUCUUUCCACCCUAGCUGUCAUACUUCGCCUGGCUUCCAGGUACCACAUUGGGAGAUUCCAUAUUGAAGACGUCUUCUUCAUCAUGGGAUACGGGAUCUUUGCCGGAUAUCUAUAUCCGAUCUACGAGGUUUCGAUAUGGCCAGGUGUCCAAGUUCACCAGUGGGACAUAAAAUUAAGAGACAUAUCGCGUGUCAAUUGGAUGAUUCACCUCGGAUCGAUCAACUACGGAAUGUCGAUAUUGUUUGUCAAGCUCGCCAUUCUGCUCGAUUGGUUGCGCAUUUUCGUGCCCUUGGGCCAGAAGAACAAGAUGUACUGGAUGUUCCACGCCUUAAUAUGGGGAAAUAUCAUCUAUUACGUCUCUGGAACCUUUCUUGAAAUCUUUCGAUGUUGGCCAAGACAGAAGAUUUGGGACCCCUUGUUUGAAGGAGGCAGCUGUCCAAUCGACAUCGCAGCCAACAACUUCGCGUCCGCCCUUAUCAAUUUGGCGUCUGAUAUUGCCAUCCUCCUGCUUCCUCAGUGGAUUAUAUGGAAGUUGCACGUGUCGAAGUCCAAGAGAAUAGGUAUAUCGCUGCUAUUCGUCAUUGGCAUCUUCGCCACCGGCGCAGGAGUUGCCCGUCUGGUCUACCUUCUGCAGCUGCUCGACUCUGAUGACGAGUGGUACUGGAUAUCAAGUGUUGCCCUCUGGGGCGUUGGAGAGAUCACAGCCGGACUUCUCAUCACAGGCAUUCCCGGUAUCCCUAAAGUUGUCCAGAGCAUUCAGUCCUCGGAAUCCUUCACGCAACUGCUAAGUCGACUUGGAAUCUCCACCUCGCGACUGCAGUCUGAGCCCUCAGGCGGUCGGCCCAGUCUCAGGACUUUUGGCAGGAACCAGACGCCACAGAAGCGACGCGGGCUGUGGGAUAUCAGCGACGCAGAUACUUAUGGCCUUGUAUCAGUGCAGGCGAUACCUGUUGACCAGGAGGCGCACAGUCUACAACAGCCGCCCAAUUCCAUCACUCGGGAGACCGGUUGGGAUGUGAACGUGGAAAGACAACAAGGCUCCGAUGAGCCUAGAUCGUAGACACGCAUAUUUUGGGAUAGUUGCAAGUUUUCAGAGUAGAAAUUUAGUGGAAAACGACGUAAUGGGACGGGUUUUGGAAUAUUGUAGCACCAAGAACACACCCCGGAGUGAGCACAAUCCGAAGUGUAUAGCCACGAGAUUGAAU